Molecule: messenger RNA, 2480 nt
Organism: Nilaparvata lugens (brown planthopper)
Lineage: Eukaryota; Metazoa; Arthropoda; Insecta; Hemiptera; Delphacidae
Exons: 2
Coding region: 550-1350 (266 amino acids)
Source: RefSeq, a predicted model, not a curated record
AGAGCGUUUAGAAAUUUGAGACUUUGAUGCGCAAUAAAAUUAUGGGAAAGCUGGAUUUUUGCAGGGUGUUGGAUUUAUGCUUAGUACAUAUCCUGAAACAACAGAGUCCAACAUCGUUCCCCCGCUUACUUCCUCCCCAGGUCCUCCCAGAAGUUCAAAACUGCAAUUGUUUCGUAAACCAAGUAUGUCACGGCUUCAAAUCAAGAUAUCGAUCUGACUUUCAUUUUAUCCUUUCAAGGAUGAAUAUAUCUACAAAAUUGAUGUAUUAUAACAUUUUAUCGUAUAUCUAUUGCUUAGGGCGUUAACUUAUACCCUUACAAAUACAACAAAUAGAAAAUUUUUACCUCAUAUUUAUGAUUGUGUUGACCAUUGCAUCCUGAUUGAGAAACUGCGCUACUAUGGUGUAGUGGACUUAGCGCUAUCCAUUCUGGAGUCCUCUCUGGCUGGGAGGCAGCAGGUGGUGUCUCUGGUGGAGCUUCUUCCUGUCCACUCCCUGUGAGCCACGGUGUACCUCAGGGAUCAAUCCUGGGACCGAUCCUAUUUAUAAUUAUGAUAAACGACCUCGACAGUGAUGGUUCAACGCUCUUGUUUGCGGAUGAUACAUCAUUGAUGUCCUCUGGCCGUGACCUUAAGCAGGUGUUGGAGAUGUCAGCUGAACAUCUGCGGUCUUCAACUUCAUGGUUCCUGGCAAACCGAUUCCAGUUGAAUGCAAACAAGACCCAGCAUGUCAUCUGCAGCUUGUCAAGAAACCUUCCUGGUGAUCAAGACCCUGUCAAGCUGCUGGGUUUUGUUCUGGACAAUAAACUCAACUGUGCCAGCCAUAUUCAGCAUGUAACCACAAGACUGUCCAGAAUUUGUUUUCUGCUGCUGAAGCUGAGGGGUCAUGUGACUGAGGCCUACUUAGUCAUGGUGUAUCACGCGCUCUUCCACUGUCACGUUUCCUAUGGCCUACUCAUGCGGGGUCAUUCAGCAAAGGUUGUAGACAUACUGAAGCUGCAAAAACGGGCUGCCCGAAUCAUCACCGCAAGCGAUUAUCGCGCACACUGCAAGCCCCUUUUUGUUAGACUUGGUAUUCUAACAGUGAUCUGCCACUUCCUACUUCUCUGUCUAAUGUAUGUCAAGAAGACCCAGCAGUACAUGUUGACUCGGACUGAUGUGCAUGAACAUAACACCAGACAUCGAGAGCUGAUUGAUAUUCCCAGAGUACGCCUUCAGAGAUCACAGGUGUGCUUCAGGAGUUCGGCAUUGCGAUACUUCAAUAGGCUGCCUACAAGAGUAAAACAGUUGGAUUUAAGAGCGUUCGAGAGAGUUGUAUCCAAGCACUUGAAAAGCAUACUACUUUUUUGGUGAAUUAUAUGAGUGAUGAUUUGUCGGAAAUUCAGUCUUGCUAAACAUGCCUUAUGUAUGUUUGUUUUGUGUAUUAUAUGUUUUUGACGCCAUCAAUCCCAUAUUAUGGGUAAAGGAUGCAGAUUUAGGUAUAAAGGUAUAAAUAAAUACAAUACUCUACUGUAUAUAUAUAAUCCGAUUUUAUAUUUCUAACUCAUUUAAUGUAAAGCCUGAUUCACACCAAGCUAUCCUAUAAGCUGUUACCAAAAUAGCUUACAUACUUGCACUGUUUCUGUAGCUGCUAACAUUAAUUAUUUUGUAGCUUGAUGUGACUCAGGCACUACAAGAAACUGUUUCUCUUGUCUCGGAAAGAUAAUUGUUUUUCAAAUAAUUAAGUAUUAUUUACCUACAGUGCUACAACAAUAAUUCUCUGGUGACAUGAAAUCACAAUCAUACCUCUAAAGUAAUAAAAUAAUGUAGCCUAAUGGUUGUGCAAUGUUUGUUUAUUACGCAGACGAAACUAGUGUAGUUCCAGAACUCGCCACAAAAUUCCCAACGCGAAAAAGCGCUGCAAAUGCUGCAUGUAGCAAAAUUUGCGAAUUAUUCGCAUGCAAAUAUCUCGCAACGCAUCGGUUUGAGCCAGCACAUACACCGCAAUGGUAUUAAAUGUUCUAUAAUCUCAAUUUCCAAGUUAAUUUACACAAUGUUGUUUUUAUUCCCAUGUCUUCACCACGGUCCUAAGAUCGGGGAAUUGUCCAGUUUUCUGUCGAUCUCCCAAUCAGUUUGGCAGUUAUUGCAACUUGCACCGCUAUCCUCUUAGAUGGUGGUACAGUAUUUGUGGUUUUCAAUUAAUUCCGUCACUGAAUUGUACGGUCUUGCAGUGAGGUACGUUUUCAGUUCCUUGUGAAAUGCUGAUGGGAGUUUUUCACGUGUUUUAGGUUAUCCGGCAGAAUAUUGAAGAAGUAUGAGUCUGCAUUGGUGUGCGUUCAAAUUUGUUAAGCCUGUGCUGAGGAAGGUCGAUAUUAAAUAUCGAAAUAGCUAAAUUUUAGCUUGGUCUUGGUCCUUUGUACCCAUGCUUACUAUUUUUAAGAUUUGGUUCUGAAUUUAUUGCGAAGAUUACAGUGUCAAGUACGGUGGGGAAAUCUUACAUUGUG